This is a messenger RNA of Pogona vitticeps (central bearded dragon), 2541 nucleotides long. RefSeq names its product asporin (gene ASPN). Gene Ontology annotation, molecular function: protein binding. NCBI's taxonomy places the organism in Eukaryota, Metazoa, Chordata, Lepidosauria, Squamata, Agamidae. The record is from RefSeq and is a predicted model, not a curated record.
AGUAGUAACACAUUUUCUUAACAUCUUUCUCCAGUACUCAAGAUAGACUAAUCCACAGAAGCAGUUUAUUCAAGUAUCACCCAGAGUGCCAGGAGGAACAGGAACUUUAAAGUGCUUUUAUUUACUGUUCGUUUUACAAGCUUGAAUCUGAAUUCUAUACAGUAAGAAACUGGAAAUAAAUUUACCAGGUGGAAUAUUGGGAUACUGUUUUGAAAGGACUUGACAAACGUGAAAGGUAUUAAACUGCAUUUUGUUCCAGGUCAGUGGACUCUGGAAUUAUGAGGGAAUAUAUGCUUCUGUUCCUCCUGGCUUUGUGCUCUGCUAAACCUUUCAAAAGUCCAUCACGGUUCAGUUUAAAAAAUGUAAUGCUCAUGGAUAUGGACGAUCUUGAAGAUGAUGAUGAUGAUGACGACGACGACGACGACAAUGAUGAUGAUAAUUCUCUUUUUCCAAUACCUUUUGAUUUAUUUCCGGUAUGCCCUUUUGGAUGUCAGUGCUACUCAAGAGUUGUUCACUGUUCUGAUUUGGGCUUGACUGCAAUUCCUAAGAACAUUCCAUUUGAUACUCGAAUGAUAGACCUUCAAAACAACAAAAUAAAAGAGGUUAAGGAAAAUGAUCUCAAGGGACUUACAUCAUUAUAUGCACUUGCCUUGAACAACAACAAGAUAACUAAGAUCCACCCCAAAGCCUUUCGAUCAGCAAAGAAGUUGCGACGCCUCUACUUGUCUCAUAAUCAUUUAACUGAGAUUCCUGAAAAUCUGCCAACAAGUUUAGCUGAGAUAAGAAUCCAUGAUAACAAAGUUAAAAAAAUACACAAAGCAGCAUUUAAAGGAAUGAAGUCUUUACACGUUCUAGAAAUGAGUGCAAAUCCUCUUGAUAAUGAAGGAAUCGAACCUGGGGCAUUUGAAGGUGUGACAGCCUAUCACAUAAGAAUUGCAGAAGCUAAAUUAACCUCUAUCCCCAAAGGGUUGCCAUCCAGCCUACUGGAACUUCACUUAGAUGACAACAAAAUCUCUAGAAUUGAGCUUGAGGAUUUCAUUCGGUACAAAAAUCUGCAAAGAUUGGGACUGGGAAACAACAGAAUCAAAGAGGUGGAAAAUGGAAGCUUUGUGAAUAUACCAAAUAUACGAGAAAUACAUUUAGAAAAGAACAAAUUGAAAAAAGUGCCUUCUGAUAUUCCAAGUCUGAAGUAUCUGCAGGUCAUCUUCCUUCAUUCUAACAGCAUUUCAAAAGUGGGAGUGAAUGAUUUUUGCCCAACAGGAGGAAGGCUGAAGAAAACAUUAUACAGUGGAAUUAGUCUAUUCAAUAAUCCUGUAAAAUACUGGGACAUCCAACCAGCAACAUUUCGCUGUAUAUUAAACAGAAGCAGUGUGCAAAUAGGAAAUUAUGGAAAAUAAGAUCCAAAACCUAGUUCAAGCAUAAAUGCUGAAACCAGUAUCUGAAUACUUGAAAUCUGUUGAAGAUGCACAAUUUAUAUUGUCCAACUGUUCAACAAAACACUUACAAUUAUUUCAGAGUCUGUUAAUCCGUAAUGUACUAUAGCACACUAUUCCUUUAAUCUAUACUUUCCAGUUUACAACUCCUGUAAUUAAGCAAAUGAUUGAGAUGAAAGGCUUUUUGAUCACUAAACUGGAAAUUAUCAUUGAUUGUACCUUAUCAUUAUUGUCCAAGCCAUUUAUGUUGACUUUUUUCUUAAAAGAAAAUAAUGUAAAGUUUCAGAACUUAGUUAAGCUAAUUAUCUAUGUAAAGGUCUCCUGUAUAAGUAUUUAUCAGACUUCAAGGGGGCGCUUGUGAGGUUUUAAGAUAACAAAAGUAAAUUAAACUGGCUGAAUAUAAAUUUAAAAGGUACUGUACUAUUAAUUUGAUGGAAUAUCAUCAAGUCAGACUAGAUAGUAUUUAAAUAAUCAUUGUAAACUGAAAGACACGAUUGAUACCAUACACUUAAUAGCCUCAAAACCUGUAGUAUUUAUUCAUGUAGUUUCCCAGUAAUAUUGUACACUAUUUUAGCAUACAGGCUAAACAUAUAGGAAACGUAUAGGGUGUUGUUGCUGUUGUUUUAGAAAAUAAUACAUUCUCUGUAGGGCCAGUACAAAUAUAUCAUUUUGUUAUAUAUUAAAGAAAAACCCUUUCCUCCAACAGAUAAAUCAAGGCACAGUGCAAAUGUGACCACAUGAGACUCUUUGUUGAUAAGGCAAAUGUCUAUGUACCCACAGUGAUUCUGAAUAUAUGUAGCAUUAUCAUGCUGAUAAAUGAAAAAAUAAGCUGCUGCAUGUCGAUAUGAAAUAUGGGCAUGUGCAAAUUGGAGCCACUAAAUUUUGGCCGUAACAUGUUGAUCUAGUUUUUCAAUUCCAUAUUACUGUUUGGGUACUGUAACUUUGUAGAAUACAACCCGCAUUUAAUACAAAAAGUAUUUCAUCAUAGUUGAUGACAGUACUGUAUGGAAGUGGCAAUCUUAACUAUGUAUUUAGUGCACAUGUGUUAUUCAGGUUAACAGUAAGUUAAAUGAAUUUAAAAAUUAUAAAUUGUAUCUCAUUAAAAAUA